Vanessa atalanta (red admiral) is the source of this 640-nucleotide messenger RNA. It is a transcript of the gene RpL24, whose product is annotated as 60S ribosomal protein L24. Gene Ontology annotation, biological process: cytoplasmic translation. Gene Ontology annotation, molecular function: mRNA binding; structural constituent of ribosome. Bases 136 to 603 code for a protein of 155 amino acids. Lineage: Eukaryota; Metazoa; Arthropoda; Insecta; Lepidoptera; Nymphalidae. The transcript is spliced from 5 exons. The record is from RefSeq and is a predicted model, not a curated record. Gene Ontology annotation, cellular component: cytosolic large ribosomal subunit.
GUUAAGUCUACUCCGUUAACUUAUUAUAUAUAUUUCUGAAAUCGAUUACGCUAUCAAUGUUACAAAAGAAUCGAUACUUUUAAUAUUAUCUGUACAACACUUGAACUAUUCUUUCUUUUCGUAACAGAAGUCAAAAUGAAGAUCGGACUUUGUGCCUACAGUGGUUACAAGAUUUAUCCUGGCCAUGGGAAAACCAUGGUUAAGGUGGAUGGCAAGACCUUCACAUUCUUAAACUCAAAAUGUGAAGCUGCACAUCUUAUGAGAAGGAAUCCUCGUAAAGUUACCUGGACUGUGUUGUAUAGGCGCAAGUUCAAGAAAGGUCAAGAAGAAGAGCAGGCCAAGAAACGCACCAGGAGAACACAAAAGUUCCAGCGUGCUAUUGUCGGUGCCUCCCUCAGUGAUAUCAUGGCCAAGCGUAACAUGAAACCUGAAGUCAGGAAAGCCCAAAGAGAACAAGCUAUCAAGGCCGCAAAGGAGCAGAAGAAAUCAACAAAGGCAGCAAAGAAGACCACUGCUCCUGCACCAAAAGCAAAGGCUGCUCCUAAAGCGAAAGCCGCUAAAGUGAGUCAGAAGGCUGCACCACGUGUUGGAGGAAAACGAUAAAAACCUUUGUUAAAUAAACAAUACAAUACAAAAAGCA